UUAUAUCUCAGAGUUCAUGGCAGAAAAAAUACAUUCGUCAGGUUUUGACAAUAAUAUUAAAAACAACACUCAAGCUGAAGACCAAUUUAUUAAAGAAUGCAGUGAAAAAUUUGGAAUAAAAAUUGAAAGAAGUAAAAUGAACCCCAACAAAGGUCGGAGGACACAAGCCAAACUUAUGUUAAAUAAUCUUUGGGGACGAUUUUCACUACGCAAUUUUGGUCUUUCUCAAUGUAUAAUAACUGAUGACCCAGAACAAUACCAAAAAUUCAUAAAUGACAAAUCAAUUCAAAUAACAAGCCUAGAUGAAUUGUCCCCAGAAAUAUUAAUGAUUGCAUAUAUGAAGAAAAAAGAGUGGAUCGAAGAACAUGAGUGUUCUAAUAUUGGUAUUUUUUAUUAA
Molecule: messenger RNA, 397 nt
Organism: Meloidogyne enterolobii
Lineage: Eukaryota; Metazoa; Nematoda; Chromadorea; Rhabditida; Meloidogynidae
Source: the annotation of a GenBank genome assembly